AGGUGUCAUCGAAACGAAUUCAGGAAGCUUCAAGAAUCAUCAACAGGAGUCAGGAACACCGAAACGCCAAGUGCUGUAGUGUGCUGUUUGAAGAUGGGUGGUGCAGCCAAGUACAUCAUAUCUGCAGUUUUGGGAUCCUUUGCAAUUUCAUUUGCAUUCGACCAUAUUCUUGCUGACAAGAAGAUUUUUGGAGGAACUACCCCAAAAACUGUUGCAAACAAGGAAUGGUGGGAUGAAACUGACAGGAAAUUCCAGGCAUGGCCUCGCACUGCAGGUCCACCUGUGGUAAUGAAUCCCAUCAGCCGCCAGAACUUCAUUGUCAAGUCCCGCACUACUGAAUCUUGAAGGUUUCGUCUUUUCAGUUAUUGUUCAUAUUUAAUACAACUUCCUACUCCUAAACCCAUAAUGUUUUUCCCGUUUUAAACUUGGUUCAGACCUUAAUGUCUUUACUGCACUUUUAUUCCUGUACUCGUCCCAGUUAUGGGUUUAUUUGAUAGUGUGUGAACAUGGGUUCGUUUGAUAGAGAGUGAAACUUAACUAGAACCCAACUAAAUAAAUGUAAGUGAGGAAAUGUGUCCCAGUUAUGGGUUGUUUUGAUAAAGCUGUGAAACUUAGAACUGAGUAAAUGUGAAGAAAUCGUGAGUUUCUCAUUC
This is a messenger RNA of Quercus lobata, 653 nucleotides long. RefSeq lists its product as uncharacterized. The annotation marks the transcript as partial. The record is from RefSeq and is a predicted model, not a curated record. The transcript has 3 exons. Lineage: Eukaryota; Viridiplantae; Streptophyta; Magnoliopsida; Fagales; Fagaceae.